GGCAAAGUUUAGGCUACGGCUUUGUCAAUUAUGUUGACUCCAACGACGCUGACAAAGCAAUCAACACAUUGAAUGGCCUCAAACUACAGACGAAAACAAUCAAGGUGUCCUACGCACGGCCCAGCUCAGCUUCUAUCCGCGAUGCAAAUCUCUACGUGAGUGGCCUGCCCAAGACCAUGAGCCAGAAAGAGAUGGAACAGCUCUUCUCACAGUAUGGGAGGAUCAUCACUUCCCGCAUCCUUGUCGACCAGGUCACAGGUGUUUCCAGAGGAGUGGGCUUCAUUCGUUUUGACAAGAGGAUAGAAGCCGAGGAGGCCAUCAAAGGUCUGAAUGGGCAGAAACCCCUGGGUGCCAGUGAGCCCAUCACAGUCAAGUUUGCCAACAACCCCAGCCAGAAGACAGGGCAAGCGCUGCUCACACAUCUGUACCAAACCACAGCCCGGCGGUACACUGGACCCUUGCACCACCAGACUCAGCGAUUCAGGUGAGACACCUUCCCCGCUCCUUUGCUCAUGGG
Anolis sagrei ordinatus is the source of this 517-nucleotide messenger RNA. The record is from RefSeq and is a predicted model, not a curated record. NCBI's taxonomy places the organism in Eukaryota, Metazoa, Chordata, Lepidosauria, Squamata, Anolidae.